GCAGCAGGAGACAUUCGCCGGAAUUCCAGAUUCCACAACAUGGUUCGGAACUCAACUGUAGCUCAGCUAUUAUGAAGCAGGCUCCUGUCGCGCUGUCGCUCUGUACGUUGCGCAAUUCCCCUGUCCCGUGCUGUCAAUCAUCGUCCCAUUCGCCAGUGGUCUUCCGCCAUCUCUCCUCUGCUCGCAUUGGUACUUGCAUUUCCGCUCCUCCUUCCGAGCCAGUGCUACUGUUCCGCACCUCCGCUGCGCACCUGCUUACCAGCAACUGAUUCUUCUCCUAGGGCAUAUUUUUGAGGCGCCUCAAAAAUAGACUCCUCACGCUGCGCACCUGCUUACCAGCAGCAGAUUCUUCUCCUAGGGCUUGCCGGGAUGGAGGCUGCCAGUCAGAGCGCGAGUAGUAUACUCGUGCACACACGGUGUUAGAAGCUCGCACGAAGCUACCGAUCGCGAAUUGCUACUCAGUAGGUCCCGGUGCAGUCCCGGACGGAGGUCUGACGACCCAAGUCUAACACCUCCGACUCGGAGUCCUCGUUCCAACGCAUUGCAUCUCGCUUUCUCAGGCGCCUCCUUAUAGUCACUCGCCUCGCCAUCGCCAUGUCUUUCGCUCUGAACCGGCCAGUACCAUAUGCAGCACCAAGCCGUCACUUCUGCACAACCCCACUGUGUGCGCGACCCAUCUCCACACCAUUUCCACCACUUAUCAGAACAGCAACACAUAGAUCAAACCACAGAACAACCCCCAGAGCACCCCAGCCCCAGCCAUGCAGGCGCAUCUCCCUCCAGCGCUCACCCCCACCCCUCUCGUCCGUUUCACCCUGCUCUGGCCACUGCCCUCCGCCUCGCCUCUUGUGCACGGAUCAUUACGCCCCAGCUCUCCCCCCAGCCUUCACCUCUCCCGUUCCUUUCAGGGGCACUGUGCAGCAGUUGCGCAGCGGCCCAGCAGGCAGAUUAGCAGCUCCUGGCAGCCGCAGGGCUCGGGAAAGGGCAGGGGCAGGGGUGCGGGUAAACUCGGCUGCUGGUGCUGCUGGUGCUGCUGUGACAGCUGCAGGGGUGGUUGCGGGAGCGGCUGCAGCAGUAGGGGCAGGUGCGGGUGCUGCUGCUGCGCUUGGGGAAGCAGCAGCAGCUGGAGGGGGAGCAUCAGCAGCAGCAGGAGCGGGAGCAGCAGGCGCAGCAGCAGCCGGGGGGGCAGCAGCGCUGGCACCGGUGGCAGUGAAAGCAGUGAGGGUGGCUAGUUGUGUGGCGCGCUGCGCUCCCAUGCUGGAGGACACUCUCCUGAAUAACGCCGCCAGAGCAGUGUAUUCCAACGUGCUCAUACCAGGCGAGGGGUCAUUUGGCUUGCUGGCGUGGCUGCCGGCCUAUGUGACCACAGCUGUACAGCGCUCAGAGACGCUGGUGGUGAUUGCUCUGCGGGAGUCCAUCGUUAUUCUCACCCUCGUCGCCCUCUUUGCGGUCACGCCCCACAUCUGCCGAGCACUCAACUGGCUGUGGGGUUCCGUUGUCAUGCGGGACAAUGGUGUUACAGAGGAAGACUUUCAGGACUCCGUGUUUGGCGCUCUCGUGCUUCCCCUGCAGUUCGUUGCCGCAGCAUUCUUCCUCACCAGACACAUGCGACUUCUUCUCCCCCUGGCAAAGCUCCACCUGAGCCCAUAUCUUCUCCGGAGGUUCAGGCUGGUGUCAGUGGUGGUGGCAGUGACAUGCUUCGCUGUGGGGUGGAAAGACCGGGUGAUGCGGAUGGUGUUUGAGAGGCACCCAGAGGAGAAGCCCAUCCUGCUCAACGUCAGCCGCUUCCUCUCGCUACUCAUCCACCUCGUGGGUGUGGGCACGGUGCUUGAUCUCUUUGGCGUCUCCCUGCUCUCCCUUGUGGCUGUGGGCGGCAUCUCAGGUGUUGCGAUGGGAUUCGCAUCUAAAGAAAUAGUAACAAACUUCUUUGGCGGUUUGGUCCUCUUCAUCUCGCAGCCAUUCGUGGUGGGGGAGAGGAUCCAGGCAGGCGCCAUAUCCGGGCAGGUGGUUGAGAUUGGCUUUCUGCACACCAAGCUGGCUGGAGCAGACAAGGCGCCUGUAGUGGUGCCAAAUCAGAUCUUCAACACAGCAGUGAUCACUAAUUUCUCCCGGGCCAAGUGCUACCCCCUUAAAGCCACGUUUGAGCUUCGGAUUGAGGAUAUUGUGCGGGUGCGCACUAUCACCACUCGCAUCACCGACAUGCUGAGGUCACACGCUGACGUGGACCAAUCACAAGGCCCAGCACACGCAGUGCUGAAAGAUCUUUGUGGGGCCUCCCUUCAUGUGGGCAUGUUGGCUUCACUGAAUCCUCAGCAGGAUGGUCGAAAUGUGCUGGAGGUGAAACAAGAGAUUCUUGAAAGAGCGGUGGGGAUAGUCCUAGACGAAGGCGGUUUCAUAGGAGCUAACAUGCCGUUUCUGGCUGUAGACCUAGAUUCGUUGCGCUUAGCAAGUACAGAAGGCAACGGAGCCUCCAGCUAACAAGGGGAUUGCAUAACAACAUGUUUAUAUAUGAAAUUAUGGAUGGUUACUAGA
This is a messenger RNA of Closterium sp. NIES-67, 2532 nucleotides long. The record is from the annotation of a GenBank genome assembly. Lineage: Eukaryota; Viridiplantae; Streptophyta; Zygnematophyceae; Desmidiales; Closteriaceae.